UUUUUAAUAAGUUUAUUUGAGCCAAACUGAUGACAUAUACUGGGAACAAGAUCUCACAUUAUCUGUGAGGGACCUUCUGACCGUAGAGGUCUGAAGCCUGUUAGUAGAACCAACAUUUCAACCCUGAUGAUUGAUAAUGAUGAAUGAAAAUGGCUCUUUAGCUACCUAAUUCCUGUUCCUAGUCCAAAGCAGUUUAUAAUCAUCUGUUUUUAUAGAAUAAAAUAGAAAAUAGAAGCUUGGCUCUAAUUAUUUUGCAAGAUAGAAAUUCUAUUCUGAGCCACCGACUCACUACUUAUGCUUGAAUCUCUUAUUAGUCCACCAGGUCAGAAUACCCUGGGAGGGCUGAUAGGUUGGUGUGGUGCUUCUGGGACCCAAACCCAAAAUCAUUAAGAAGGAAGGAAGCCACUGUGGAUAAGUGUCCAAUGCUGAGAUCUUGUAAAACAGUGGUGGAGUCUGACCCUUUUAGGAAAAUCCUAAUUAAUCCUGUUAGAGAGUAAAUCCCAGAUCCCUUUCAUCCUGGUCAUUAGGCCUGGGGCUGAAAGGAAGACAUUUAAUGUUUACUACCUCUGACACUGCUGGGUCAUUCCACAGAACAUUGUCUUAUUUAAUCCCUGUGAAAUACUUUGCAUUACCUCUAUUUACAAUUCCUCAUAUUUCCAGGUGCGUGGUUUUUUGUCUGUUUGUUUUUAACUUCCUCAGCUUUUACAUACCCUAUUCUCUCUGCCUGGAAUGGUCUUAUUUUUCCUCUUUGCUUAAUGAAUCCCUGCUUGUCCUUCAGAGCUCAUCUCAGAUGUUACUAUUUCAAGGAAGCCUUCCUAACCCCCUAGGUUUGUUUCCCUUUUACACACUAAUCACUCACUGUAUCUCAACAAGCACAGCAAUUAUGUGAUUAGUUAUUUAAUGUCUGUCACUCAUGCUAAAGUACACUUUAGCUCCAUGAGGAUGGGGACUGUGUCUAUGUCAUUUUUUCUGUGUUAUUUGUAGUGCCAAGCACCUAGUUCCUUACACAUAACUACUCAGCAAGUAACCACUGUAUGGUAAUGGCAAGUAAUUGCAAUCAUCAGGAGUUGAAUGCCUGUCUCUUAUUAAACUUUACAGCCUUCUUUAAGUUACACCACACAGGCUGGUAAAGGAAGUAUUUCUUAAUGAACUUACCCAAUAGGCUCCUCCCCAGCCAUAAUUCAGUUCUAAACUGGCAGCCUAACUAUAGAGUUAUUCAUUAACCUUAGAUACUGACUGGAGAAGAGUUCUGAGAAAAGGAACUGAAAGUUUUCAGAUCUUCCAUUUCUGAGUGCUAAGCUCUUCAGCUCAGCACCAGUUAUCUUAGCUGCACAGUUUAGGACUCUGUCGGACCUGGGCUUCUGUCUCAUGAGGGAAAUUUCUAAGAGGUAAACACAUCUGCUGGUGCACCAGUGUUUCUGAUUUCCUGCUGAGCUAAAAUUGCUUGUUUGGUGGAAAAGCAAAAGGUGGCAGCAGGUGUAUAAGAUGAAGACUCCCAAAACUUUUGAGGAGCAAACAGAAUGCAUCAUGAACUUUCUACUGACAGACUUCCUAGGCGCGCCUCUGCAGGCCGCCAACCAGAACCUCUGCUGUGAAGUUGAAGCGGAUUCAGGAGAGGCUCACCCUUUUGAUGUGGCCACCAUUGCUGCUCGCCUUCGGACUUUGGGGGACGAGUUCAACGAAGAACUGGAAGCUUCUGCCAGAAAUGUCAUUGAAGAAACUAUUCAGGGACAGGCAGGAGCUGUCCUUCAGGACACAGUAAAAUCCCUCAGCAAGGCCUGGUGUGCCCAGGAUUCCAGCUUAGCUUAUGAGAGAGCCUUUUUGGCAGUGUCGGUGAAACUCUUUGUACAUGUGAUGCGCAUGGCCCCUGAGGUGGCAAGACAGAUGGCGGCUCCCCUGACAAACAUGAUCAACGGGAACGGUGCCAUCCGGGAGUUCAUCCAGGGCCAGGGAGGUUGGGAAAAUCUGUAGAGCUGAAGAAGAGGUGAAGCUGUUUCCCAGUCUUCUUUGACUAAUCAGGUGAUUGAUUGCUGGCAAUGAAAACAGAAACAACCAAAUCAAAAACCACUUUCUUUUGGACAGAACCGGACUUAGCCGAAUAAUUUAUCUUUUAUUAAUAAAGUUGGGAGCAGCUCCCAGAGGAUCACAGAGAUUUUAUACCUUCUGUUUUGAUGUGAGUUUUAAUGAAGUUCUGUUGAAGCAAAGGCCUCCAGAC
Miniopterus natalensis is the source of this 2215-nucleotide messenger RNA. The record is from RefSeq and is a predicted model, not a curated record. NCBI's taxonomy places the organism in Eukaryota, Metazoa, Chordata, Mammalia, Chiroptera, Miniopteridae.